AUGGACCAUGUGGAGAAUUACAGGGGACACAAAGGCAGCUACGUCUCGGGGCAAUUCCCAGGCAUCUACAUCACAGAAGAGUCCAACCUGCAGCAUGGAGGACUUGUGAAAAACUGCCAAGUUGGCAAUGGUCAUAUCAAGCCUGGAGAAGACAGCCGCACAACAAAACCAGAUGCAGAAACACAAGAGUUUGUAGAAUUGAUCACCUCAGGAAUUGUUAGGAGUCUCAUUAAACUUGGGGGAGGAGGACAUGUAAAUAAACCAAGAUUUUUUUUUUCUUACAGGUUUAUUGACAAGAAGGAAAGGCUAAGCCAGCUUAAGAGCAAGCAAGAAGAAUUUCAGAAAGAAGUACUAAAAGCUAUGGAAGGAAAACGGCUAACAGAUCAGUUGAGAUGGAAAAUAAUGUCGUGCAAGAUGAGGAUUGAGCAGCUGAAACAAACAAUAUGUAAAGGAAAUGAAGAAAUGAAGAAAAAUUCUGAAGGCCUCCUCAAAAACAAGGAAAAGAACCAAAAGCUUUACAGCCGAGCACAGCGGCACCAGGAUAAAAAGGAGAAGAUUCAGCGGCAUAACCGCAAGCUUGGGGACCUGGUGGAGAAGAAAACUGUUGACUUGAGGAGUCACUAUGAGCGGCUGGCAAGACUGCGAAGGUCCCACAUCUUAGAGCUCACCUCUGUCAUCUUCCCAAUGGACGAAGUGAAGACUUCUGUGAGAGAUCCUGCAGACAUGUCUUCAGAGAGUGACAGUGCCAUGACCUCCAGCAUGGUGAGCAAACUUGCUGAGGCCCGGAGGACAACUUACCUCUCCGGAAGAUGGGUCUGUGAUGACCACAAUGGUGACACCAGCAUUAGCAUUACAGGCCCUUGGAUUAGCCUCCCAAACAACGGGGACUACUCUGCCUACUACAAUUGGGUAGAAGAGAAGAAAACAACCCAAGGGCCUGACAUGGAGCAUAACAACCCUGCCUAUACUAUCAGCGCCGCACUGUGUUACGCCACUCAGCUGGUCAGCAUUGUCUCGCACAUACUCGAUGUCAAUCUGCCCAAAAAGCUGUGCAACAGUGAGUUCUGUGGGGAAAACCUCAGCAAACAGAAACUGACUCGUGCAGUGAGGAGGCUGAAUGCAAACAUCCUUUACCUGUGUUCCUCUCAGCAUGUGAAUUUAGAUCAGUUACAACCACUGCAUACACUCAGGAACCUAAUGACCUUGGUCAGCCCACACUCCGAGCACCUAGGCAGGUCAGGACCCUUUGAAGUGCGAGCAGACCUUGAGGAGUCCAUGGAAUUUGUAGACCCGGGAGUUGCUGGAGAAUCAGAUGAGAGUGGAGAUGAGCGUGUGAGCGAUGAGGAGACUGACCUGGGCACAGACUGGGAGAACCUGCCGAGUCCCCGAUUCUGUGACAUCCCAUCCCAGCCAGUGGAAGUCUCCCAGAGCCAGAGCACCCAGGCAUCCCCACCCAUAGCCAGCAGCAGUGCUGGUGGGAUGAUCUCCUCCGCUGCAGCCUCGGUGACCUCCUGGUUCAAAGCGUACACUGGACACCGCUAAUAAGUGUACAACAGAACAUGAAAUCUUUCCCACUGCACUCUAAUAACUUUGUCUGUAGUUACCAGAGGGGCUAACCUAGCAUUAGGACAGCACAUGUGCCUGUUGGUAGCCUGUGAUGGUGAUUGACAUGCUCAGGAUCUUUGCCAGCCUGAGCUUGUGGCCUCCUGGACCCCCGGUCCUACCCCUUACACCCACAGUGUGCUGAUUGCUGGGAUGCGAGAGUCUUUCCGACACAAGUUCUAGAUUUUGUCAGAUCACAAGGAAGUGUUUCUUGGUGGUGAGGAAUGAAAAACAAAAGCUGAGCUUGUUUUUGUCAUCUUUUUAAGAGACUUGCCAGCCACAGCUUUGGUCUUAUGGGGGAGGGAAGGAGGUUAAAAGCUUAUUGCUGUCACCAUAAAUCACAUUCCUGAUUUUCUACCACACACCAAAGAAACCACGGUCUUUAUUCUACAGACCCACACCCAUGAAUGGGGGGAAUCCUAGCUUCGAUGUAUAAAGAUGUCUAAACAGUUUUCUUGUACUCUGAGGGGAAAUAAGUUCAUUUUUGUGUAAGUCAUUGGAGUUACUGUACUGGACUCAUUUUAAAGUGGGACUUUUCCCCUUUGUCAUUCCCUACAUGAGCUAAAUGCUGCCUGGGCACAGUUUGAACACUUGAUUAAGUGGUCAUUCUCUUGCUGUCCAGUUUCUUAGAGGUGGGUGUUAACUAGUAGUUACAAGCAGGAAGCCCCUCCUGCUUGUUUCUCGGGUCUCCGAGGCUCCAGAGGCAGCACCUUGUGCAGCUGUCCCAGGAAAUGCUCAAGGACAAUCUUGCAACUGUAUUAUGUUCAAGCUAGUAAGUAGGUUUUUUUUUAUUUUUAAUAACUUCAAAAGAGAAUGAAAUGAAGUCUUAUGUAACAGAUCACAGAAAUCCUGUGAAAAAGCGGCCUCCCACACCUUCCUAGCGUGGCUGGUGUGAUGGUACCUCGGGCAAGUCCUUCAGCAGUUUGCCCAGCCCUAGCUUCUGGUCCCUGAUGUUAGAGUUGGUACUUUGCAGACUGAGGUGCUAUAGAGCUUCUUCUGUUGGUAGACUUGCAGAAAGGACUUCACUCCUAUGCAGGAGCCACAUGGUCCCUAACUCUAUAUCCUCCACCUCGGGAGGAGACAGCUUCCCUCUUGAAGGUGUUCAUUUGGCUGGAAUCUGUUCCACUCAGCUUCGUAACUGUUGGGCUUGCAUUUUGCCCUCUAGUUCUAGAAUUUGUAGCUAUGUCUGGUGGAAUGAACAGAACCAGCUGGAAAAAAACAUGAGCUUGAGCUGAAGCUACAGAAAGAGUGCAGAGGUCACAACUCGUGUCUACAGCAGUUAACAGAACAGAUGCAGGAAGUGUAGGGUUGAUGGGUUAUUUUGUUUCUAGUAUCAAAUAGAGGCACUUUUGUCACUUUACGUCACAGUAAAUGAUGGCCCUAGGCUGCAGAAAUGCUUUGAGUUUCAUUGUGUUGCACUGGAUCCACGUGUUGUGAAUAGUCUUAAAUACACAUUUCAACCACUGUUUCCCCGUACUCUUUGCUGCUCAAUAAAACCUUUGUUGUAGGUGCCAGAACCAUAUGUAAACAGCUUUAUGAAAAGAUGAAGCUGGUAUUUUUUUAAACCAAAAGCCAUAGAAGUUGGUCAUGUUUUCCAUUUUAAAAUGGUUUAUUGAAGCAAGGUAAUACUAAUAGAAACUCAGAGGCACCACAUAGGCUGCUUUAAGCAGAAUCAUAAAAGACACAUGUAAUUGAAGAGAACCAAGAGUGUAACUUACUGGAGAGUAAGUCACCAUGGUGUGGUGGACAGCAUUGGGCGAGGAUUCGGGUAUGCUUUGGGAAAGGGCUGCAGUGUCACAGUCCCCUCGCUGCUGCUUCUGAGACUUCCAAGUCAGGGUAAGUCACACACGUUUUCUAAACUUUUAUUGUAUUACUGCAAUAAAUCCUUUAACAGUA
Cricetulus griseus (Chinese hamster) is the source of this 3498-nucleotide messenger RNA. The record is from RefSeq and is a predicted model, not a curated record. Lineage: Eukaryota; Metazoa; Chordata; Mammalia; Rodentia; Cricetidae.